Molecule: messenger RNA, 1047 nt
Organism: Stereum hirsutum FP-91666 SS1
Lineage: Eukaryota; Fungi; Basidiomycota; Agaricomycetes; Russulales; Stereaceae
Product: Clavaminate synthase-like protein
Exons: 10
Coding region: 1-1047 (348 amino acids)
Source: RefSeq, a predicted model, not a curated record
AUGCCUGCCGUCCUCGUCCACCCCAUCCCUCACUGGACUCCUGCUCCUGUGACUAAAGAGCCCCUCAAAUGGGCAGAGCUCGAAGUCAUCGAUCUAGAGAAAGCCAAAACCAUCGAAGGGAGGGCUGAACUUGUGGUCAAAGCGCGUGAUGCGAUGCACAAACAAGGAUUCUUCUACGUCGUCAAUCAUGGACUGGAGAAGGCGCAGGCUAGUCUUUAUCCUAACAGACUUGGGCCCUGGACGUAUACAUCGGCGGAACGAAUUUUCGAUAUCGCCGCUGUACCCUUCGAAGGUGUCCCUCCUGAGGAGAUGAAACCGUAUGUAGCAGACAUCAAAGCAACGGGGGAAUACGAGGGCUACAAGCCUAUGCAGUACUGGCACAUUGACAACGGUAUUCGUGAUCGCCUGGAACAGUAUAACUUCAACCGCAACGUGAAUUACAAGAAACACCCGUCAGCAUUACGCCCUCUUUUGCCUGAGAUCCAGGAAUUUGUCAGGUUUGACCAUGAGAACGUCGUUCAUGAGAUAGAAAGAUUGCUUGCCCUGGGGCUCGGGCUUCCAGAAGAUACACUUACAAAGAUCACAUCUUUCAAUAGCGAAAACAACGGCUACUUCAACCCGUACGAAGAUGGUGAAUGGUGUUGGGUGAAGCAUAUAGAGAACGCCUUGAUACUCCGUGCUGAUACACUUUUCCCUGAGGUUGUAAACUGUGGAGACUCCAUGAGUAUGAUCAGUGGAGGCUUUUACAAGUCUGCUGUUCAUCGAGUAGUACAACCUCCGUCUGACCAACACGGUUACCAGAGGCUCGGAGUGUACUACUUUUGUCAUUUCGAUGAUGAUAUACAGCUAGGACCUCUCAGAAGCCCUCUGUUGCAACCCACCAGUGCAAGAACGGCGAAAGAAACCGCUGAGGCAGCGCCUCCUAUCGUGAGAGAAUGGAGGAAGGCUAGGGUUGCUGCGUACGGAACAUCAGAGCUUAAGAAGAGCGCUGAGAAGGGCGUCGAAGAAGAGUUCAUCGAUGGGAUUCGUGUCAAACAUUACUCAUAA